This is a messenger RNA of Rhododendron vialii, 1722 nucleotides long. RefSeq names its product F-box/kelch-repeat protein At3g06240-like. The transcript is spliced from 2 exons. Gene Ontology annotation, biological process: SCF-dependent proteasomal ubiquitin-dependent protein catabolic process. The record is from RefSeq and is a predicted model, not a curated record. Gene Ontology annotation, molecular function: ubiquitin-protein transferase activity; protein binding. NCBI's taxonomy places the organism in Eukaryota, Viridiplantae, Streptophyta, Magnoliopsida, Ericales, Ericaceae. The coding region runs from base 654 to 1313 and encodes 219 amino acids.
AUGGUCUCAAAGGCUUGUUUUGUUACGACGAUAAACUUGCUCUUAGAAAUAUGAAGUAUUCAACGUACUCUAUAAAAUGAACCAUUCGAUCAUGAUACAGAGGGAGGGAUUAUCGCAAGGAGAGCCCUAAAAACGGAUGAAGAAGGCGACGAUUAUGUCCAACGGUGAUACGGAGGACUACUCCCUCUGGAGAAACCUUCCACCGGAAAUUGUAGCCGACAUACUCUCACGACUACCAGUCAAAUCCCUCUGCCAAUUAAAGUGUGUCUCUCCCUUUUGGAGUUCCUUAAUCUCUUCCCCCUUUUUCGCCAAAACCCAUCUCAAACGAAACCCCCCAAGUCAAAAAACCCUCGUCGUUUGCGACUCUGAAGAUCUCUACUCCGUUGAUUUCGCCGACAAAAAUCCAGCCGCAAAAAAGCUUAGAUUUCCCCUUGGUCCAAUACUCCCACAAGUGGGUCAAGGUUUUGGUUCCUGCAAUGGCUUGCUUCUUGUUUAUGACCAAGGUUAUUCCCCAUUCCUUUUGAAUCCAUCCACUAGAGAACGUAAGAUGCUGCCCCCCUUACCCUUCUUUUAUUUUGAAUUUGGUUCGUGAGCCGUUCAUUUUUCUACAUGGUUUUGGUUAUGACUCGUCUACGAAUGAUUACAAGGUUGUGAUGCUCUCUUGCACUUAUAUUAACUUUGAUUCUAAAUCCUAUGGCAACGGUGAUGCUAAUAUUACGUAUGUGGUAGUCUAUUCACUGAAAACUGAUGCUUGGAGGAGAAUUCAAGAUUCCCAUUAUCAUCCUUUGAGAUGUCCUUCUGGGGUUUACUUUAAUGAGCGUCUCCAUUGGCUUUGUAAGAGGAGUGGUGGUUCGGAGGGUUCUUUAGUUAUUGUUGCUUUCGAUUUGUCAGAUGAGAUUUUCUGGAAAGUGCAGUUGCCUACUUUGUUUAGUUAUUCCAAGAUUUUGUAUCAUCACAUGGCAGUUCUUGGGGGUUGUCUUUGUGUGAUUGUCUGCCUGCCUAGUUUCUUUAAUGAAGUUUGGAUGAUGAAGGAGUACGGGGUAAGAGAAUCAUGGACCAAAUUUACGAUUAAUACUAAGAUGUUGUUGGUAGAUUUUUUGUGUUUUUUGGCAGAGGACGAAAUUUUGUUGAAAACCGAAGGAUAUGUACGGGAGGAAGUGAACCAAGAUAAAUUGGUUGUGUACAAUCUGAAAAAGAAAACACUGAGGGACAUGGUGGUUCAUGGCAUUCCUCUUAAUUGUGAAUACGGGUGCACCUAUGUCGAGAGCCUUGUCUCUCCUAAUCAUGGAGGAGGGAUUGGGAGAAAUGAAUGAGAAACUUCUUCAGUUGUGUUUGGCAUCUGACUUUUGGUGGCUGCAAGGUAAACAUACCUUCCAUAUCUCGCAUCACCUCACGUAUAGUGUUGACUAUGGAGCUGGCUUGUUCAAAUGUGGUUUCAGAACUUAACAGGUAUCAAAACGUGAUAUUGGAGACAGUUGGAAAUUAUUCAACUUCUCGUGGAGAGUGUGGGGACUUUUGUGGGCGCUUGGUUGGUUCAUACUCCAAGAGUGGUUUGUCAUGGAAGUUACGUUUUGGUGACUGGUAUUAGAUGUUGUGUCUUGUGUAGUCUUGACCUAAUCUUUACAUCCUUCUUGUUGUUUAGUUCUUUAGUUUCCUCCAUUAGUUGUCAGUGUGUGUUCUUAAAUAUGACUUCUUUAAAUGAUAAAUGAAGCUCUUUUGUCU